UGCAUCAACAUCUGAUUUCGCUGACCAUCGACAUUUGACUUUACGAUUCCGGUGUUGAUGCAGUUCGUGUUGUUUUUUCGGCCCUGGCGUUGUAAAUACACAAUGACUUAACGUUCGAGAAUGCAAAUGUGUACGUCGAUUACUAUGCAAAACAAAUAAAUCAUUGUAGGUUAAACACUUAUCAAACUACAUUAGUCAUGCUUGGAGGAACUUAUUGCCCGAACGGCACAUCCCUGGACGAAAUAUGGGUGGAUCAUGGUAUAUCCCCAUGUUUUAUGGAGACAGUCACUGCAGGAGUGAUUGGCGCUUACAUGCUGAUCGCUGGAACUAUCCAAUUGGUUAUCUACAGGAAGUAUUCAACUGAAGCAAAUGUUCAUCAUCUGCCUAAAAGUAGACUCUAUGGGCUGCAGAUAUGUCUCUGUUAUUUUGUGCCAAUGUUUGCCAUUGCAAGGCUAUUAUUGGAAGGGUUUUUGUUGCACAACAAAGUUAUUUAUGGCUACAUGGCUGUGUCUGCUGGAGUGACCAUCUUCAUGUACCUGUUUAGCAUUGCUUUGAUUGUUAAAGAAAGGUAUUAUCUUUUGCCGUCUGUGCCUACAAGAGGACAUGGUUUGGUUUUGUUACUCUUCUGGACUCUUGCUUUCAUUGCUGAUAAUCUUGCCUUUAUUAACUUUGAAAAGAAAAGUUGGUGGUUUCAUCUGAAAGAUGAAACUGAUGUUAUAGAAAUGACUGUCUUCAUUGCGCAUUAUGUGUGUGACCUCUGCCUGUUUGUUUUGGGCUUGAAGGCACCUGGAAUAAUGCAUCAUGUCGACUAUUUGAGUUUGAACGACGCUGGAAACGCGCGACAAGCUUCGUCCGAGAAUGCUUCAACAUGGCGCAACUUCUGGAAGAAACUACGCACUUUACUACCGUUUUUAUGGCCAAAGAAAGACUUCCUCCUGCAGUUCAGAGUAUUAUUUUGUUUCAUGUUACUCAUGGGUGGACGUGUCAUUAACUUAUACGUCCCGAUCUAUAGUAAAUUAAUUGUUGAUAGUAUGACGAUAAUUACCCCGCUUGUCUUCCGUUGGGACUGGAUCCUAAUCUACGUGAGUUUUAAGUUUUUACAAGGUGGAGGCACUGGAGGAAUGGGUUUCCUCAACAAUUUGCGCUCGUUUCUUUGGAUUAAGAUCCAACAGUAUACUACAAGAGAAAUUGAGGUUGAAUUAUUUAGACAUUUACACAGUUUAUCCUUACGUUGGCACUUGGGCCGUAAAACCGGCGAAGUUUUGCGAAUCAUGGACAGAGGCACUGAUAGCAUCAACAAUUUAUUAAACUACAUCUUGUUUUCCAUCGCGCCGACUAUUAUUGAUAUCCUGGUGGCUGUUACUUUCUUUAUCACAGCGUUUAACAUGUGGUUUGGUCUCAUUGUAUUCACUACGAUGUUAUUAUACAUACUUGCUACUAUAAUAAUAACGGAAUGGCGCACAAAGUUCCAGCGACGUAUGAAUCUAGCUGAUAAUGCGACACGGGCGAGGAGCAUGGAUUCGUUGAUUAAUUUCGAAACUGUGAAGUAUUACGGCGCUGAAGCUUAUGAGGUUGAUGCUUUCCGGGAAGCUGUAUUAGCAUAUCAAGUAGAAGAAUGGAAUUCUAUGAUUACGUUAAACAUGCUCAACACUCUACAGAAUAUUAUAAUCUGCAGUGGUCUCUUUGGCGGAUCACUGCUUUGUGUACACAUGGUUGUGGAGCAUCAGUCUUUGACUGUUGGUGAUUAUGUGCUUUUUGCCAGUUAUAUCAUUCAAUUGUAUACGCCUUUAAAUUGGUUUGGAACUUAUUACAGAGCAAUACAGAAAAAUUUCGUCGACAUGGAAAACAUGUUCGAUUUACUCAAAGAAGAACAAGAAGUUAUUGAUGCGCCUGGUGCUGGUCCAUUGCUAGUUAAAAAAGGAGUGGUUGAAUUUAACAAUGUCACGUUUGGCUAUCAACCAGAACGGACAAUACUCAAGAAUAUAUCGUUUAAUGUGCAGCCAGGGAAGACAAUCGCGUUUGUCGGGCCAACUGGGUCUGGAAAGAGUACAAUCAUUCGUCUGCUCUUUAGAUUUUACGAUGUGCAGACAGGUUCCAUAGUUAUUGACGGCCAGAAUGUGAAAACAGUCACUCAGGAGAGUCUUAGACGUGCUAUUGGUGUGGUUCCACAGGAUACUGUCCUUUUCAACAACACAAUCAAGUAUAAUAUAAAAUACGGCCGGUUGGAUGCAACAGACGCUGAUGUGAUUGAAGCAGCACGUGCAGCAGACAUCCACGAAAAAAUCCUUACUUUCCCGGAUGGCUAUGACACGCAAGUUGGUGAAAGAGGAUUGCGUCUGAGUGGUGGUGAAAAACAACGCGUUGCAAUCGCCCGGACGAUUUUAAAAUCGCCGAUUUUGGUGCUGCUUGACGAGGCGACAAGCGCGCUUGAUACAAAAACAGAACGUAAUAUUCAAGGAGCUCUUGAAGGGAUUUGUAACAAUCGAACGACGAUUAUUGUCGCGCAUCGACUAUCAACCAUUAUACACGCGGAUGAAAUUCUUGUUUUGAAAGAUGGAGAAAUUGUUGAACGUGGAAAACAUGAAUAUCUACGAUUCCAAGAUGGCGUCUACGCAUCAAUGUGGGCUGAACAAUUACGAAAUCCAAAGGGUGAAGACCCCGAUGAAAGUGUCGGUGAUGGUGAGGGUGAAACUGAACAAAGCGCGGACAAUCCGCCCGCCCAGUCUUAGAAAUAUAAAGCGGUGAUCAGGGUGAGCGUAGUCUAAUUUUUGAUAUGUUUAUUAACGAGCUGAAAAUGAAGGUAAUUAUGAAAUUAGUGUAGCUAGCUGCAAAUUAAAAACUAAAAGAGUAAUCAACUUUAUUUAUCAUAAUAAAUAUUCAAUAGA
Molecule: messenger RNA, 2885 nt
Organism: Dalotia coriaria
Lineage: Eukaryota; Metazoa; Arthropoda; Insecta; Coleoptera; Staphylinidae
Gene: Hmt-1
Product: ABC transporter ATP-binding protein/permease Hmt-1
Exons: 12
Coding region: 198-2729 (843 amino acids)
Biological process (GO): heme transport; transmembrane transport
Cellular component (GO): vacuolar membrane
Molecular function (GO): ATP hydrolysis activity; ABC-type heme transporter activity; heme binding
Source: RefSeq, a predicted model, not a curated record